ACCCCUGGGCGGAGCACUCGGCAGGCCUCCGGCGGGUGCAGGGGUGCGGCGUCGAGAGGACCCCCGCCCCUCGCGCCCAUCGCUCCCCGGGCCCCAGCUGGCGGCGCCCCCCCACCCCCACUCCUGGGCGGUCCGGGGUCCCGUGCUCACCCUGCCUGAAGGACUGUAAGGGAGAGUCGCGGACUUCAGACCCAGACGAUGGCGGGGGUCCAGAUGGCUUCCGUGCGGAUCCGAGAGGCCAAGGAGGGAGACUGCGGACACAUCCUGAGACUGAUUCGGGAACUGGCCGAGUACGAGAAACUCUCGGACCAGGUGAAGAUCAGCGAGGAAGCCCUGAGAGCAGAUGGCUUCGGAGAGAAACCUUUCUAUCACUGUUUGGUGGCGGAGCUUCUCCCCGCCCUCGGGGAGCCGCAGGGGCCCUGUGUGGUGGGCUAUGGGCUGUACUACUUCAUCUAUAGCACGUGGAAGGGGCGCAACGUUUAUCUGGAAGACAUCUACGUGAUGCCCGAAUAUCGGGGUCAAGGGAUUGGCUCCCAAAUAAUCAAAAAGGUGGCUCAGGUGGCCCUGAACAAGGGCUGCUCCCAGUUCCGCCUCGCUGUGCUGGACUGGAACAAAUCAGCCAUGGAUUUGUACAAGGCCCUAGGAGCCCAGGAUCUGACAGAAACUGAGGGCUGGCACUCCUUUCGCUUCGAAGGAGAGGUGAUGAGGGAGCUGGCAGGAAAGUGACACCAUGCCUUGGGGGGAAUCUCUCUUCGUUGAUCCUCUCCUUCCCCACCAGCUCAAGCACUCAGAGACUUGUGUCCCCUGGCAGAGAUCUCCCUGAGGAACGGGAGGUUGGGUGUGCAGAAUCGGGGGAGAGGCCUUUCCACCUCCUUGUUGAGGGUGAAAAAUAAAUGAGAAUUACUAUAAGCAUGGU
This is a messenger RNA of Canis lupus familiaris (dog), 916 nucleotides long. RefSeq names its product spermidine/spermine N1-acetyltransferase family member 2 (gene SAT2). The coding region runs from base 199 to 726 and encodes 175 amino acids. Gene Ontology annotation, molecular function: N-acetyltransferase activity. NCBI's taxonomy places the organism in Eukaryota, Metazoa, Chordata, Mammalia, Carnivora, Canidae. The record is from RefSeq and is a predicted model, not a curated record. The transcript has 6 exons.